AUGGCACAUUCAGUACCUAUUCGCCCAAUGCCCAAGUUUAAUCCCGACGCUGAACUUGGCGCGAGCGUCGCUACACGUUGGAAAAACUGGGUCAAAGACUUUGACAUGUUUCUCCUGGCUAGUGGCGUUACAGAUCCUAAACGACAACGAGCUUUGUUGCUAUACCAAGCUGGCGCAAGAGUGCGCGAAAUCUUUAAACCACUGCCUGACACUGGCGAAGACAAAGACUAUGAUAUUGCCAAAGCGAAAUUACUUGCCCAUUUCGAACCGCAGAAAAACAGACGCUACGAGGUGUAUCGAUUUCGAAAGGCUGUGCAAGAACCAAGGGAAACUCUCGAUCAGUUCCACACCCGGCUUCGAACUUUAGCCCAAACUUGCGAGUUCGCAUCGCCAGAUUUCGAACUCGAAGAACAAAUAAUUAUUGGAGGGGCCUCUUCGAAAAUCCGCAAACGUGCGUUGCGUGAUCCAAGUUUUAAUCUAGCUGCCAUGCUCUUAGAAGGCCGCCGAGACGAACAGAGCACUUUCCAAGCUAAAGAUAUCGAAUCGACAUCGCCCGAAAGCGCAACGAGCACCUUUGACGAAAUUGACGCUCUCUACAGACCGACGGGAUGUCGCAAUUGUGGUGAAUCUUUUCCUCACAAAGGUCUUUGCCCCACGAAAGGCAAACAGUGUCGAAAGUGUGUCAAACUUAACCAUUUUCAAAGCGUUUGUCGAAGCAGACCUAUUGCACAACCAAGUGGCAGUAUCGCACAGCAAGACUCCACUCAGAAUUACCAUAGCAACGCCACACGAAACCUGAUACGACCCCUCGAGCAUUACAACACCGGUGACUCAGACGACGAUUAUAUCUACGGAAUUCACAGCCUCGAUAAAAGCUCUCGAGUUAACGUCACAGUGGGUGGCCAUUCGUUUAGCACAAUAGUUGACACAGGCGCAAUUAUAAAUGUGAUCGAUGAACGCACAUAUAAGACUUUGCGCGGUAUCUCUCUGCAAAAGACAACAACAAAAGCAUUUGCGUACAACUCUACAACCCCGGUACCGUUCCUUGGGAAGUUUACAGCAACUGUCGAAACGCGCCGGAAAAUUACCGCGGCGACCUUUUAUGUCGCACAGGGUUCAAUUCUCGAGAGAAAUGCCAACGUUUUCGACGGAUUGGGAAAACUGAAAGGUCAGACCGUCCACCUAAACAUUGAUCCCAAUGCUAAUCCUAAAGCUCAACCACAGCGCCGCAUCCCUUACCACAUCCGAAACAAAGUUAAAGAUGCAAUCAUAACCCUUGAAAAAGACGACAUAAUCGAACGAGUGCCUGAAGAUGAACCAACCCCCUGGGUCUCUCCUAUUGUCGCCGUGCCAAAAAAAGACGGAGGUGUGCGUAUUUGUGUUGACAUGCGACAAGCGAAUGAGGCGAUCAAAAGGGUCCGACACCCGAUACCUACGGUUGAUGACGUAAGAUUUGAACUGAACGGCGCGAAAUAUUUCUCGAAAUUGGACUUAUCCCAGGCGUACCACCAACUCAAACUCGAUCCGAAAAGCCGACAUAUCACCACAUUUAGUACACACAUCGGGCUAUAUCGCUAUAAACGUUUAAAUUAUGGGACAAACGCUGCCGCUCAGAUUUUCCAAUACACGCUUCAGACACAAUUACAAGGACUCAUCGGAGUCAAGAACAUAGCCGACGAUAUUAUCGUUUAUGGAAGUACUCGCACGGAACACGAUGAAAAUCUAGACAAGUGCCUACAACGUCUAACAACCCGAGGAUUGACCCUCAACGCCAGUAAAUGUAAAUUAUUGAAUCCCACAUUGGAAUUUUUCGGUCAAAUCUUCUCUGCCGAUGGCACGCGACCAGACCCUCAACGAGUCGACCUCCAGAAUGUGGCCACACCCACCACUGUCCAAGAAGUCCGAAGCCUUCUUGGUAUGGCGAACUACAGCAGUCAAUACAUCCCCAACUUUGCAACAAUCACUGCCCCCCUCCGUCUCUUAACGAAAAACGACAUACCAUUUGUGUGGACCACGGCACAUAAAAACGCGUUCGACAACCUGAAAGCCGCUCUAACGUCAGCUCCAUGCAUGGCGUAUUUCGACAUCCAUAAAGAAUCCUUUGUUGCCGUCGACGCGAGCCCUGUCGGGGUAUCGGCUAUCCUCUCACAAAAAUCGUCAAAUGUCGCAAAUUCCAAAGUCAUUGCUUACACCAGUCGUGCCUUAUCGCCCGUCGAAACACGUUACUCCCAAACCGACCGAGAAGCCCUCGCUAUCGUCUGGGCUGUCGAACAUUUCCACAUGUUCCUGUUUGGACAUCAUUUUACGUUGGUAACCGACCACAAACCCCUUGAAAUCAUUUACGGCACCACCAGGUCGAAACCGUCUGCACGUAUAGAACGUUGGGUUCUGCGAUUACAACCGUACCACUUUAACGUCAUCUACAAACCUGGUGCCACCAACCCCGCUGAUUAUUUAUCACGUCAUCCUGCAUCACCACGCAUGUCACACCCGGAUCGCAUGGCUGAAGAAUAUGUCAACUUCAUUGAACGACACACUGCCCCCCGCGCCAUGCCAUCGAAGAAAUUGCCACAGCAACACGUGCAGAUAAGACAACGCAUCUUUGAUAAAGACAACGCAUCUUUGUAAGUUUGUUCAGGAUAUACAAUACGCAAGGCUCGCUUUUGGAUUUUUUCAAGUUUGUCAGAUAAAUAGCAUGAGAUAGAGUUGUGCCAAACUUCACAAGAGUAUUCAAGGAUUGAGCGUAUUAACGCAAUAUACACAGUGAGAAGGUCUGCAGGAGGAAUACCACUUCGGCGCAACACCCGGAGGAUAUGCAAUCGUUUGGAUGCCUUCGAGACUAUUUCAUGAAUAUGUUCAUCCCAUUUCAGGUUGUUUUGGAUCGUGAGUCCCAGUACUUUAUGUGAACGCACUGUCUCAAUUGGG
Messenger RNA from Paramuricea clavata, 2925 nucleotides. NCBI's taxonomy places the organism in Eukaryota, Metazoa, Cnidaria, Anthozoa, Malacalcyonacea, Plexauridae. The record is from the annotation of a GenBank genome assembly.